AUGUCAGUCCCUCAGCCCGAAUGUUCUAACGACAUCAAUCACUUUGAAGAGGUUGAAAACCACGAGAACAGCGAGGACGACGAGGAUACCACUGACUUCGAUGACGACUUCUAUAACACAGAAGACAUGGAUUACUUUGAUGACCGUGACCUUGAUGACAUUGAUGACAUCGAUAACCAAAACAACAAUUCUCCAAAUCCAUCAGAUUCCUCUUCAGAAGAACCCAGCAUAGAAGGAAUUAUAACGGCUCUCUCCGAUAUCGAACUCGACAACGACGACGACAGAAUGGCCCUCACAUUUACUAGAGGGUUUGAGGCAUUCCCCGAGGAAGUUCAAAUGUUAAUUUGGAAGUUCACUGCACUCCAUGUCAGGCGCACCAUCGUCAUGGAGUUUGGACGAAAUACGUUCAAAUUCGCCAAUUGCCCCUCAACUCCAGCUUUCAUGCAUGUAUGUCGCCGAGCUCGGAAAUAUGGCUUGGAUAUUUUCAAAGCUGUUAACGAGCGUGGAGUUUCACAUGACAUCACAGAUCGCGACAAGUUUGACAGAUUUUAUUUCUACGCCAAUCCGAUUAGCGAUGACUUUAUCUUGAGAUUUGGACUGGAGAGAAACUGCCCCAAUCCAGUUUACUGUCCCAUAGAGUCAAGUUCUUCUUAUAUGAGAAGUGAGUUGAGAGUUGCUGAACGUGGACUGGAAUCUGAGCAUAGGGAAUUGAUGUUAAGACGUCAGCAAGAGCAACAAGCCCUCAAUGCUCCACAUGCAAUCCCAUGGGUCAUACAACAACAAGUGCAUGUCAUGCUUCAUGCGCCCCCCCAAAUUCAAAAUUUUGCCGGUGCUGCUCCGACUACUCAACUUCCUGUUGCACCUCAACUUCCUCCUCCUGCUGCUGCUGCUGCACCUCAACAGGGCUUGAACGUAAAUGCAGCACCUCUCCAGCCUGGUGCUGGUGUUCAAUUACAACCACAGGGAAAUCCUAACCCAGCUCAAGGAGCAGCACCACAGCAAGCUGCCCCAGCAAUCCCAGCACCAGUCCCACCACGGCCACCUCCUCCACUUACCCCAGGCGACCCAGUUUUCCCUGAUGAUAACCAGCUUCCUGAGUUCUUCACCAACAUCCGAUCCGUCGGCAUCAACCUCGAUCUUCCCUUCUCAGUCGACUUUGACUUUUCCCAGAUGAAUCCACGUGCACUUCGAACCUGGGCCGGAGAUGCCAUCAAAACCAAGUUCGACGAUGUAUUCACCAAGGUCCUGGAUCAAUUUCCCAAACUCGAGUAUGCAUUUGCAGUCGUGAGAGCCCACGGUCGCAGCAAUCAGGAGAUCAGCAAUGGGUAUGAAUUUGAGCUUGAGAAGAAGAAGUGGACGGAGGUGGGCAUGGCCAAAUGUGAGGGUAUGUGUAUGGGGUAUGAUGAGUUUAGACAAUUGGAUUAUCAGGCCAGGCGUUGGUUUAUGAUGGAGAGAAUUACGAGGGGAAUGGCGUUGAAUAAGUUGGAUUUCGGAUUGUAUGUUCAGUGGAAUAUUCAGUGGGAAAUUUAG
This is a messenger RNA of Sclerotinia borealis F-4128, 1530 nucleotides long. The record is from the annotation of a GenBank genome assembly. NCBI's taxonomy places the organism in Eukaryota, Fungi, Ascomycota, Leotiomycetes, Helotiales, Sclerotiniaceae.